Messenger RNA from Serinus canaria (Common canary), 5821 nucleotides. RefSeq names its product insulin like growth factor 1 (gene IGF1). The coding region runs from base 245 to 706 and encodes 153 amino acids. Gene Ontology annotation, molecular function: growth factor activity; hormone activity. The record is from RefSeq and is a predicted model, not a curated record. Gene Ontology annotation, cellular component: extracellular region. The transcript is spliced from 4 exons. NCBI's taxonomy places the organism in Eukaryota, Metazoa, Chordata, Aves, Passeriformes, Fringillidae.
UGUUUCCUGUCUACAGUGUCUGUGUAAUGUAGAUAAAUGUGAGGAUUUUCUCUAAAUCCCUCUUCUGUUUGCUAAAUCUCACUGUCACUGCUAAAAUCAGAGCAGAUAGAGCCUGCGCAAUGGAAUAAAGUCCUCAAUAUUGAAAUGUGACAUUGCUCUCAACAUCUCACAUCUCUCUGGAUUUCUUUUUUCUCAUCAUUACUGCUAACAAAUUCAUUUCCAGACUUUGCACUUUCAAGAAGCAAUGGAAAAAAUCAACAGUCUUUCAACACAAUUAGUUAAGUGCUGCUUGUGUGAUUUCUUGAAGGUGAAGAUGCACACUGUGUCCUACAUCCAUUUCUUCUACCUUGGCCUGUGUUUGCUUACCUUAACCAGUUCUGUUGCUGCUGGCCCAGAAACACUCUGUGGUGCUGAGCUGGUUGAUGCUCUUCAGUUCGUGUGUGGAGACAGAGGCUUUUACUUCAGCAAGCCCACGGGGUAUGGAUCCAGCAGUAGACGCUUACACCACAAGGGAAUAGUGGAUGAAUGCUGCUUCCAGAGCUGUGACCUGAGGAGGCUGGAGAUGUAUUGUGCUCCAAUAAAACCGCCCAAAUCCGCGCGGUCCGUACGCGCCCAGCGCCACACCGACAUGCCAAAAGCACAAAAGGAAGUGCAUUUGAAGAACACAAGUAGAGGGAACACAGGAAACAGAAACUACAGAAUGUAAGAACAUGCCAUCCACAAGAAUGAAGAAUGAAUGUGCCAUCUGCAGGAUACUUUGCUGUAAAUAAAUUAUUUGUUAAACAUUGGAAGACUUAAAAAAAACCUUUGUUUUAAAAAGCUUGAUGCAAUUUCAACCAAUGGGCAUUCUCCCAGUGAACAAUACAACUAAACAUUCCAAUAUUAAGUCUUUAGAGAACAGAACAUUUUAACCAGACCAGAGCUAAAAAAUUCUGUGGUUGAUACAUUGCUGUUUGUUAACCUGUUUUAAAUGUCCUGCACGAAAACUCUUAAAGUCCUGUGCCCCUCAAAAGCCUACAAAUUUUGGGCCUUUGAUGGAUCCAAUUGCACUAAAUUAACCUAUGAACACUGGCUGCUGGAGUCAUUCAUCAGCCUUGUCUAAGUGGUGGUUUUUUUUAUUUGCACUUCUUUACAAGCAACAGGCUGUUUGUUUUACAGUGUCUGAAAACAUUGUUUGUCUACCCCUUCAUAUUUGCACAGUUUGACAUUCCCAGUAACAGCAGCAGUAAGGUAACAUAUACAGUUUUAAACAUCCAUUAAUUCCAUCUGUGGCAUUUCGACAAAAUAUGGGUUAUAGAUGCAUUUGUUUCAAGACAGUUUUAUUCUUCCUUCUCUUGCAAACAUGCAAAAUUUUUUUUGCAAUUUGUGAGACAAAAGAUUUUUAAAAGCAGUUAAAGCAUACAUAGGCUCUUGAACCAGUAAUGAUUCUUCCAGGUAAUUAUUUUGUAACAGUAUAGGUAACUUCUUUCUUCCUCCAUAUAAUGCAGUAUGUAAAAUUUAGCAUAUCAACAAUACACAUAUAUCAAACAGUAUGUAAAAAAUCUCUGUUUUAUAGUACAACGGUGCUAUUUUAUAGUUUGUUACAUGAAAGGGUCUGGCCAAAACGGUAAUAGGUAAAAGCAAAUAUGGAAAGACCAAGCCAAAGAUUAAAUGAUAAAUUACUUUCAAAAAUAUUCAGCUUAAAUCAAUUGAAAUGGCUUCAGAUUUCAACAUGAAAAUAACUUUACCAUCUUCAAAUCAAAAUACUUGUUUGCUCUUAGAUACUUGAAGGGUGGUGUUUUGAUAUCUGAUUAUGUGGAACUCAAACUCAUGUGUAGGCCCAAAGAUAAUUGGAAAAAUAAUUUGAAAAACAAGUGACUUCAAAGAGGAGUCCCCCAGAGCCUAAAUAUUGCUGAAAUAUCAGCAUUCUGUUCAAUCAUAAAGGGGUACUCAAGCCCCACUCCAUUUAAAUUCCUCCCACAAUCAGAUGUGGUUUACCUGACUGUGAGUUGGGGUGCAUCUCUCUGUAAAUCAGAAAAGCUGGUCUAAUCACCAAAUUACCAGUGUAGAAUGAGUCCUUGAGGAGAGAUUAACCAUAACAUCCUUACACCCUCACUUACAAGUGCCAUUCCUGUGCUCUUGUGGGAGUCAGAGAUGCCCAGAUAAUCCCUGCCAUGUAACUCUGAUAGGCCCUGCAGUGGUUCUUCCUUGAAUAACACCUCUGCUGCAGUUUUGUAAAUCAGCCCAGUGUAGACUGGCCAAGCAGUGAAGGGGAUAAGCAGCCAACAGUGUCCCAAGGUGAGCAUUAAACCUGUCUGUGAGAGAAGGGAAGGCAGAGGAAGAGGGAGGGAGGAGGAAGGCACUGUUCCACCCUGUCCAAGAACUCUGAUGUGGUCCCAUUCAACUUUUUCACCUCACCAUGCUGCAUGUGGUAGGCUCAGGCAAGGGAUGAAGCAUUUCUUGGUCAGCUCCAAAGAGGGCCUGGAAAACAGUGUAUGAAGGGAGCAGUUAGGGAGGUGGCAGAUUAGAUCUGUAAAGGAAUAAUCUCCUUCUGAAGGCUGCUCAAAUUUGCCUUACUUUCUACUGCAGUAUCCCUUCUGGGGAAGGAAGGGUUCUAAAAGCAAAAGAGGGAGUGGAUAACUAUUGACUUAAACACAAGAGAAGGUUCUCUCUAGACUGCAUAUGUACAGGUCCUCAAUAGUCCCUUGUGAAACAAGCAGGAAAGGUCAUAAAAGUCUAACAAAUUAUUGUAGUUCCUUUUCUAUUCCCAUAGAAAAUUUGUGGUUUGUAUUUUUAACAAGUGCAAUGUAUUCCUAUACAGCUCUUUAAACCCUCUGCUUUCUGUGAGAUGGAUGUCUAUAUGCACAAUAAGCUGACAUAGCAAUGUAAAAGUAGAACAGUAAAUGAAUAAAAAGAAUAUGUCACAGCUCUCACUGACUGAGAUAGUUAUGUUCAAAAAGGAAGAAAGUAAAGAGAAACAGAUGGGGAAACUAACCUAAAUUAUUUACCACCAAUUCAAUAAAUAGAGUUAGCAAUUCUGAUAUCUGUCACAGCUCCUACAGGCCUUUUUUUGGCAGGGGGGAUGGAGAGGGAAGGACUUUUACUUCAGUGGCUGUAAGAAUUCUGCAACGCAGUCUAAGAACAAGCCAUUAUUUUGAUGUCACAGACAGAAUACAUAUUUCCAUUUCAAGCCCCUGACCGUUUCUGUCCCCUGUCUCUUCUGAAGUUCUAAGGGGAAGAGGGAAGAAAGGUGUGAGGGUAAGAAGCAAUUUGAGAUAUCUGUGGCAGGAAGUUUCUUUGUAGAUAACUUUUUUAUUGAUGUGCUUUUAACUGACUAACUAUACAUCAUUUGGCAUCAAUUCCUGCAAAUUAAUUCAAAUUUUCGGUCUUAUCUUGGGAUUCACACACUCACAUUCAUGCCACCAUAUUUCUCGCGUUGAAAAACCAUAAUUAGAAAAUGUCACUCAGAGACAGCAAUAUUUAUCACCAUUUGACAACUGUCUAAACAAAUUGGAACAAUUCUUGAAAGCAACUAAAAUAAAUACUGAAUAGCUGCAAACUUCAAAGGCAACACUUUGCUUUACUAGAGAAUAAAUGAUAUCACAAAAUGGGAAGUAGCUCCAGCCCCACAGAGGUGAGAAAUGCAUGGGUGAGGAAGGCACUUUGUAUAAGAAAUCUACAAUCAUAUGGCAGAGAGCACAUGGUAAACCAGUUAGUUUGAAAGAUAAAGGGCUGCAUUAGCUUAGUAAUCACAAUAAAUCCACUACUUAAAGAAGUUGAAGCAUGAGCCAAAGCAUCUCCCUCCCAAAAGUACAAAGCAGUCUGUCUUGAGAAAAUUCUAAUUACAGAAAUUGAAAGCUUUAGCUGGAUUUUUAAAAGCACUCCAGAUAUUUAGAAAUAGGGCUCUCACCAGAUGCUAUUGAUUCUCAUAAAUCACUGAAGUGGUAAACAAAAGCCAAUUUCUCAUCCUUCCCUAUUGUGUAAGUCACAUGACAGAGAUCACAGAUCUCUGCUUUCUAGAAUAGACUUAAAAUUCCAACUAUUACACAGAAUUUCACUGAAAUGCAUAAUUUAAAAAGUGAAUUAAGCCUCAUUAUUUUCAGUCAGUCCAAAAAGCAUUGCAGAUCUAAAUCCACUUCAGAUAUUAUCUCUCACCAAGGUAGCAAAAUUUAAGUCUCAUCUCCAUAGUAAACAAUAUUAGUCAUUAAGAGUUUAAAUGGAAAAUCAAUAAAUUCAUUAUUUUGCUCAAAAUGUAGUUAUAAACCCACAUUUCCAUGAAGGACUUGUAUGAGCUUAUUUACACCAUUCAGCUAAGAGAGACAGAAAAUCAAAGCCUGGGAUGUUGCAUCCAGUCCUGGUAGAUACAUGAAAAUGGCCCCCUUUUUUUCCCAAGGCAGCUUACCCUGCUGAUCCCUUUGGUAAGACUGAAGGACGAAUUAGUGGCAAGCUUUGUUUACAGAAGUGAAUUCCACACACAGCUAGGAGCCAUGCUCAGUUGCCCCUGAGCUCCUUGUUCUCUCAGUACCAAUGGUUAGAGCUGAUUAAUGAAGACUUCAGGCCAAGCACUGUGUCUUCUUGGCUCUCCAUUCAGCAAGCAAGUGCAUGAUAUGACAAGAUCAGAAAAGUGUAUUUGCAUAUUUGCUUUACCUGUUACUGAUUUGGCCAACAAUGCCAAAGUGGUGCUAUUGUUUUGUUUAAGAAAGUACUUGACUAAAAUAUAAAAGAAAGCAUAAAUAUUUUUUUAAUGUAUGAAAAUGACAAUUACAUAGGUAUGAUUAUUAAAAUAGAAAUAAAACUAGCCAUAACUUUUCAACUUUUUGUCACUCAAAAUACAGCAAAGUAAUCUUGUAUCAAUGCAGGUGGGGCAGGAAUAAGAGUCAAAGUACCACAAAAAUUCAUAGACUUUAAAUGAAAUUCUGAAUCCUUAUUCCAAGCCAGAAAUUCACAUGAAGAAAAGUGUUAGAAGUCAGGGAAAUGAAAGCCUUGAUGUGACUGAAAGCUUUUCAGAUUGUGCGGGUCUAUACUGUACCAGAGAUUUUUAAGCCACCUCUAGUCUGAAAUCAGUGUAGAGUUUGGCUUGGUCAGUGGCAUGAUAUGAUUGAGAUUUUCACUGUGCACACAUUUUUACUUUUACCUGAUUACUUGCUUACUCAUGGCACAUAAUUGAAAACAAUGUUCUUAAAACCUACAAAAGAUUCAAGCACAUCUGAAUUUAACAAGGAAUGAAAAAAAUUAUUCCUAUCAGGAAAUUGUUGGUUUUUUUAAGUCUCACCAGUUCCAAAUUGUGAGAAAAAGUUGAAAUAUAUGGCUAAGAGUCUGUGAAUUGUUUUUCUUUUAUUACUUUAUGUGGUCACUAUGAACAACCUUAUGUGCAAAAUUUCACAUUUCAUUUUUUUGUUUUGAAAUUAUCCUAAGUUAAGCCCAAAAAGAGAUUCUUGGAACCUAUAGGCCAAAAAGAAUACUUAUGUUGUUCUGAUGAAGGUAUAAUCAAUAUAUUUUAAAUGCUUUAUUUUUAGUCUGAAAAGGAAUAGUAAUAAUUUAUUUGGGAGGGUCUACUUAUACUGGUCCCUCUUUUUAGGAUACUGGUCAGUGGAAUUUAGUCUUCCAAACACCCAGCUUCUAAUCAAAACCAACGUUUUUCCUUCCUCCUGCUCUGCCCAGCAAACUUAGUUAAAAGACUAUUGCAACAUAAUUUUAUUGUUUGUCUGUUUGUUUGGGAGGGUUGUUUUGCUUUGAUUCACUUUGUUUUGAUUCUGGGGUUAAGGGUAAAGAGGAGGAGAUGAGUGAUAUUUUUUUCUCUUGGGUACAAUCCGCAUAAAAUAAAGAAUUUUUCUUAAUGAGA